Messenger RNA from Symphalangus syndactylus (siamang), 4595 nucleotides. Its product is annotated as antiviral innate immune response receptor RIG-I-like. The record is from RefSeq and is a predicted model, not a curated record. Gene Ontology annotation, biological process: cytoplasmic pattern recognition receptor signaling pathway; antiviral innate immune response. Lineage: Eukaryota; Metazoa; Chordata; Mammalia; Primates; Hylobatidae. Gene Ontology annotation, cellular component: cytoplasm. Gene Ontology annotation, molecular function: zinc ion binding; double-stranded RNA binding; single-stranded RNA binding.
AUGCUAUUGUUACCAUCUCACAGGCUGCAGGUACUGGUGUCCAGAGGUAUAGAGUUUACAGGCAUUUCUGGAGCAACAGCUGAGAAUGUCCCAGUGGAACAGAUUGUUGAGAACAGUGACAUCAUCAUUUUAACGCCACAGAUUCUUGUGAACAACCUUAAAAAGGGAACAAUUCCAUCACUGUCCAUCUUUACUUUAGUGAUAUUUGAUGAAUGUCACAACCCUACUAAACAGCACCCAUACAAUAUGAUCAUGUUUAAUUAUCUAGAUCAGAAACUUGGAGGAUCUUCAGGCCCACUGCCCCAGGUCAUUGGGCUGACUGCCUCGGUUGGUGUCGGGGAUGCCAAAAACACAGAUGAAGCCUUGGAUUAUAUCUGCAAGCUGUGUGCUUCUCUUGAUGCGUCAGUGAUAGCAACAGUCAAACACAAUCUGGAGGAACUGGAGCAAGUUGUUUAUAAGCCCCAGAAGUUUUUCAGGAAAGUGGAAUCAUGGAUUAGUGACAAAUUUAAAUGCAGCAUAGCUCAGCUGAUGAGGGACACAGUGAGUCUGGCAAAGAGAAUCUGCAAAGACCUCAGUGAGAUAAAUCAAAUUCAAAACAGGGAAUUUGGAACACAGAAAUAUGAACAAUGGAUUGUUACAGUUCAGAAAGCAUGCAUGGUGUUCCAGAUGCCAGACAAAGAUGAAGAGAGCAGGAUUUGUAAAGCCCUGUUUUUAUACACGUCACAUUUGCGGAAAUAUAAUGAUGCCCUCAUUAUCAAUGAGCAUGCACAAAUGAAAGAUGCUUUGGAUUACUUGAAAGACUUCUUCAGCAAUGUCCAAGCAGCAGGAUUCGAUGAGAUUGAGCAAGACCUUACUCAGAGAUUUGAAGAAAAGCUACAGGAACUAGAAAGUGUUUCCAGGGAUCCUAGCAAUGAGAACCCUAAACUUGAAGACCUCUGCUUCAUCUUACAAGAAGAGUACCACUUAAACCCAGAGACAAUAACAAUUCUCUUUGUGAAAACCAGAGCACUUGUGGAUGCUUUAAAAAAUUGGAUUGAAGGAAAUCCUAAACUCAGUUUUCUAAAACCUGGCAUAUUGACCGGAUGUGGCAAAACAAAUCAGAACACAGGAAUGACCCUCCCGGCACAGAAGUGUAUAUUGGAUGCAUUCAAAGCCAAUGGAGAUCACAAUAUUCUGAUUGCCACCUCAGUUGCUGAUGAAGGCAUUGACAUUGCACAGUGCAAUCUUCUCAUCCUGUGAUACGUGGGCAAUGUCAUCAAAAUGAUCCAAACCAGAGGCAGAGGAAGAGCAAGAGGUAGCAAGUGCUUCCUUCUGACUAGUAAUGCUGGUGUAAUUGAAAAAGAAUAAAUAAACAUGUACAAAGAAAAAAUGAUGAAUGACUCUAUUUUACGCCUUUAGACAUGGGAUGAAGCAGUAUUUAGGGAAAAGAUUCUGCAUAUACAGACUCAUGAAAAAUUCAUCAGAGAUAGUCAAGAAAAACCAAAACCUGUACCUGAUAAGGAAAAUAAAAAACUGCUCUGCAGAAAGUGCAAAGCUUUGGCAUGUUACACAGCUGACGUAAGAGUGAUAGAGGAAUGCCAUUACACUGUGCUUGGAGAUGCUUUUAAGGAAUGCCUUGUGAGUAGACCACAUCCCAAGCCAAAGCAGUUUUCAAGUUUUGAAAAAAGAGCAAAGAUAUUCUGUGCCUGACAGAACUGCAGCCAUGACUGGGGAAUCCAUGUGAAGUACAAGACAUUUGAAAUUCCAGUUAUAAAAAUUGAAAGUUUUGUGGUGGAGGAUAUUGCAACUGGAAUUCAGACACUGUACUCGAAGUGGAAGGAUUUCGAGAAGAUACCAUUUGAUCCAGCAGAAAUGUCCAAAUGAUAUCAGGGCCUCAAUCUUCAGCUAUAGGGAAUGAGUAACUUUGAGUGGAGAAGAAACAAACGUGGGUAUAAUCAUGGAUCGCUUGUACCCCGGUGAAGAUACAUUUAAAAAAAAUAUCUUUAGCAGUUUGUACUAUAUUAUAUAUGCAAAGCACAAAUGAGUGAAUCACAGCACUGAGUAUUUUGUAGGCCAACAGACCUCAUAGUACUUGGGAAAAAUUAAAAAGCCUCAUUUCUAGCCGCCUUUUUAGAGUCAACUGCCAACAAACACACAGUAAUCACUCUGUACACACUAGGAUAGAUGAAUGAAUGGAAUGUUGGGAAUUUUUAUCUCCCUUUCUCUGCUUAACCUACUGUAAACUGGCUUUUGCUUUUAACAAUCUACUGAAAUUGUUCUUUUGAAGGUUACCAGUGACUCUGGUUGCCAAAUCCACUGGGCACUUCUUAACCUUCUAUUUGACCUCUGUGCAUUUGGCCCUGUUGAGCACUCUUCUUGAAACUCUCCCUGGGCUUCUCUGUCUUCUAGUUCUAUUCUACUUUUUUAUUGAGUCCUCCUCUUUGCUGAUCCCUUCCAAGCGUUCAAUAUAUAUACAUUUAUAUACUGUACAUAUGUAUAUGUAACUAUUAUACAUACAUACAGGUAUGUAUAUGUAAUGGUUAUAUGUACUCAUGUUCCCUGUGUAGCAACAUGUGGUAUGGCUACACAGAGAACAUGAGAACAUAAAGCCAUUUUUAUGCUUACUACUAAAAGCUGUCCACUGUAGAGUUGCUGUAUGUAGCAAUGUGUGUCCACUCUACAGUGGACAGCUUUUAGUAGUGAGCAUAAAAAUGAUAAAAUACUUCUUGAAAACUUAGUUUACUAUACAUCUUGCCCUAUUAAUAUGUUCUCUUAACGUGUGCCAUUGUUCUCUUUGACCAUUUUCCUAUAAUGAUGUUGAUGUUCAACACCUGGACUGAAUGUCUGUUCUCAGAUCCCUUGGAUGUUACAGAUGAGGCAGUCUGUCUACUUGAAAGAUUAGAAUAUGUAUCCAAAUGGCAUUCACGUGUCGCUUAGCAAGGUUUGCUGAUGCUUCAAAGAGCUUAGUUUGCAGUUUUCUGGACAUGGAAACAAGUGUCUGAGUUCCCUGGAGAUCAACGGGAUGAGGUGUUACAGCUGCCUCCCUCUCCAUGCAAUCCGGUGAGCAGUGGUGCAGGCGGGGAGCCAGAGAAACUUGCCAGUUAUAUAACUUUUCUUUGGCUUUUCUUCAUCUGUAAAACAAGGAUAAUACUGAACUGUAAGGGUUAGUGGAGAGAUUUUAAUUAAAAGAAUGUGUGAAAAGUACGUGACACAGUAGUUGCUUGUUAAUAGUUACUAGUAGUAGUAUUCUUACUAAGACCCAAUACAAAUGGAUUAUUUAAACCAAGUUUAUGAGUUGGUUUUUUUUCAUUUUCCAUUUGUAUUUUAUUAAGAGUGAUUAUUUUAUGUGAUUUUUUUUUAUUGCUAUUUGAUAUGGUUUGGCUCUGUGUCCCCACCCAAAUCUCAUCUUGAAUUAUAAUCCCCAUGUGUCAAGGGAGGGACCUGAUGGGAGGUGAUUGGAUCAUGGAGGCAGUUGUCCCCAUGCUGUUCUUGGGAUAGUGAGUUAGUUCUCAUGAGAUCUGAUGGUUUUAUAAGUGUUUGACAAUUCCUCCUUUACACACACUCUCUCUCAUCUGCUGCCAUGUAAGACAUGCCUGCUUCCCCUUCUGCCAUGAUUGUAAGUUUCCUGAGGCCUCCUCAGCCAUGUGGAACUGUGAGUCUGUUAAACCUCUUUUCUUUAUAAAUGACCCAGUCUCAGGCAGUUCUUUAUAGCAGUGUGAAAACGGACUAAUACACUAUUGUUUAAGAACUCCAAUAGGAUGUGUAAAACAUCUACUAGAAAUAGAUUUAAUAAGUUUUUGUUUUUUUUUUUUCCUGAGAUGGAGUCUCACUCUGUUGCCCAGGUUGUAGUGUAGUGGUGUGAUCUCAGCUCACUGCAACCUCUGCCUUCUAGGUUCAAGUGAUUCUCCUGCCUCAGCCUCCCACGUAGUUGGGUACAGGCACCUGCCACCACACCCGGCUACUUUUUUUUAUUUUUAGUAGAGUUGGGGUUUCACCAUGUUGGCCAGGCUGGUCUUGAACUCCUGACCUCAAGUGAUCCACUUGCCUCGGUCUCCCACAGUGUUGGGAUUACAGGCGUGAGUCACCAUGCCUGGCCAAGAAAAGUUCUUUUAAGUAUGUAAAUGAUUCAAUUUGGAUGAAGGUGAAUAGCCCUAUUCAGCCAACUGAGGCAGGCAGACUGAAGUGAAAUAAGGAGAACUUAGCAUUUCCUUGUUUGGCUUUUAAUGGAAUAAUGUCGUUGCCAGGCAUGGACUCAAACAAAGUAGGCACUUGGUUAAUAUGUAUUGAAUGAAAGAAAUGAGCAGGUAGGCUUUUAGGAAGUGGAUCUUUUGACUGAAUCCCAAAUGCUGGUCAUUGCAAUUCUAGACCAAAGGCCACAUUUUAGAAACAUCUGAGGAGUCUUUUUCAUGGACACACGCCCAGCCCCAUUAGAGCAUCCUGGCAGGGUGUCCAGCCGUGUACGUUUUAAAGCUCCUGUGGUUCAGACACAACCUGUUACACAACUACCAUCUUGUUAUCUCUGCGGUCCUGGCCUGUGCUGAUGCUGUGAUAUUUUCAACCUGAAAUGAAGAGUCAUCUCAACAUCAAGGUCAAUAAACCAAUUCCUGUCCUUAAAA